CGCGAUGCUCCCGUAAAAUCGAAAGGAUCAAUACUUUGAUACUGGGCAAGACCACUAAGGGCGCUCUCUUCUCGAGAAUAUCGUGAGUGCGGUUGACGUGAAAACUGGCAGCCAUCGGGGAAAAUAUCUCGUCGAGGACCUCUUCGUUUGCUCUGUUCAUCUACUUGGACCAACCAUCCUGCUUUCUUAGAGUAUAAUUACCUCUUCUCUUCUCUCUCUCUCUCGCUAUGCCGCAUUGUUUUCUACUUCUCUCGAUAGCGGCUGCUACUCAGGCGUCGCUAUAUUUACAACCUACGAUUCAGGAGGAUCGUCUUUGGUAUACGAGUCUCCAAAUUGUCUUGGACAGUUUAAACAAAUUAAAUGACGUAGUUGAUUCCUACGCUGAUUACGUAGAUAAUUCUCGAUUGCCUGAUGAUUUUGAUAAAGCCAAAGAGAUACCGAUAGAUCUACCGGCUGAUUACGAAGUCGUCGAUACAUUUAAUCCUAAUCCAAGUAUUCGCGAUCAAGAAUACCUGCGACAUAGUACUCUGUGGAGUCAUCAGCACGUCAAUGAUUAUUACAGGGGUAACGAUAGACACAGGAUGCAGGGUGCUGGUAGAAUUAAAGGUGGAAAUAAUGAAAAAACUGAAAAUGCAUUACCUGCUUAUUGCACACCACCAAAUCCUUGCCCAAUAGGAUACACUAGUGAGAACAACUGUCUUGUCGAAUUUGAGAACACGGCAACGUUUAGUCGUCAUUAUCAAAGUGCACAGGAUUGCAUGUGCGAUACCGAACACAUGGCAGAUUGUCCAUCUAAUACUAAUGAGCUUCCUGGUAUGCGUAUUUCCAAUUCCGAUUUUGAUCGGAUCGUCGAAGAAUUUCGGGAAGAGAAUCCUUUCUUCCAAGGAGAAAAAUUACCAAUAGCUGCAAAGAAAGGUAUAAAUGUAAUUUACUAAAAACCCAAUAAUAUAUGGAAAUAUUAUUUAUCGAGUAUCUCUACACUCAAAUUUAAUAACUCUAUGUAUUACGCUUGAUGGAAAAAUAUUAUAUACGUAUUAAAUAACAAAAUUAUUAUAAUAUAUACUUAUGUCGGAAAGAGAGAGAAAGGGGAAGAUAGAGAAAAAACAAGUUACGUGCUUAAGUUAUUCAUUUGGUCUGCAUAGAUUAUUACAAUUUUUUUAAAUAUAUGUGUGCAUUAAAACGACCACACGAAAAAAUGCUAUUACCAAAUCGAACAGUAUAGUUCAUUGAUGUAAAAAAUGUGUAAAGUAUAUAUAUUGAUAUAUGUAUGUAUGUAUGUAUAAAUAAGGUGUUGUAUCGGGACGGAUGGUUUUACAUGUAAAAAGAAGAAACAUUUUUUUCGUUUCAAACGAUUCGUUCUAUACAUUUUAUUAACAAAUUUAUCAUGCAGUUUUAUUUUAAAUUCCAUAAAAAAAACGAAUAUGAUCUGACUAGGUACAAGAUAUCUUACAUAUCGCUCCGCUGCAAAGUUUCCACUACGAUACUACUCUUGAUAGGAUAUGAAAUAAUUGUGCGGAAUAAUUUAUUAUACAUUCUCGAUUUAUACAUAUAUAAACAAUCUCGAGUCACGAGGAAUUAUGCCUUACUUAAUAAUAAAUCUAUAUUUAGAAUACAUAUGUAUAAAAAACAUAAUUUUAUCUUGCAAAGGAAUAAAUUCGUUCGAGAAA
Polistes canadensis is the source of this 1667-nucleotide messenger RNA. RefSeq lists its product as uncharacterized. The transcript is spliced from 5 exons. Gene Ontology annotation, cellular component: secretory granule. The record is from RefSeq and is a predicted model, not a curated record. The coding region runs from base 228 to 935 and encodes 235 amino acids. Lineage: Eukaryota; Metazoa; Arthropoda; Insecta; Hymenoptera; Vespidae. Gene Ontology annotation, molecular function: enzyme regulator activity. Gene Ontology annotation, biological process: regulation of hormone secretion; neuropeptide signaling pathway.